Pocillopora meandrina is the source of this 2249-nucleotide messenger RNA. The record is from the annotation of a GenBank genome assembly. NCBI's taxonomy places the organism in Eukaryota, Metazoa, Cnidaria, Anthozoa, Scleractinia, Pocilloporidae.
CUGAGUUUUGCUUUCAUUGUUUGUCAUGUUCUACUUUGAAAAACAUCGAACUGUUCGUUUUUUUCACUGCCCUCCUGCUGUUUUACAACCCUCCUAAUCAGUCCGUGAAACUGAAAACCAAGGCAUAUUAGUCCAAAAGCUGUCUGCAGCAGGUAGGACUGUAGAAUAAAAACAACAGAAAUAAACUUAUUUCAUGACGGCGAUGUUUUCAUCAAGACAGCUGGCUAAAGGCUAUUGGCAGAGGAUGCUUAUUUGAAUAGAUCAGCGGACAAGGAAAGCAGAUUGUUUUAAUUUGACUCUUGAUUGGUAGAACGCGCUGGAAAGCUGGCUUUUUUAAAAGCUACUUCAGCUUAUGGAAAUUAAACAGACGUGCGGUCUGUAGGAAGGAAAAAGCCGUGGAAAGUCUCAAAACGUGAGGAAAAAAAAUGGGUUGCAGCCCUUCGCACGCUGUGAUCAUAAAUUCGUCACCGACGCACGAAACGAUAUGUUUACAACCCAGGAUAUACAUGGUUUCCGAAUCCACUCUCUGUCUUUUACAAGACGUAGGAGAGUUGAAGGUCUACAACAUCGACGAAAGAAAUCCUCAAACCGCUAUUGAACGCUUUCGAGGCGCUCAAGAACAACUCCAAAAUCCAUUGAUGUUUCAUCCUCAUCUUCGCUCGCGGCAUAAGCGGAUAAGCGAAGGUGGCGAUUUGCAAUCGGCUGGUUCGACGAGCCUUGCAGGCGAUCCGCUCAGUGAGGAAAAUACAUUGGUUGGAGAAAUCGCUCCACACGACGAAGGUAGUGAGGUCUGCAGUGAAUCCAUCGAUAAAAUGUGCGACAAUACAAACCCACGGAUACAAACAGACUCUCCUGGAUCUCCAAAUGCACAUUCUGUAACUGUUGAAGUUUACAGUUACAAACAAAACUCAGAUGGACUGGAUGAACAAAGCCAAGCGAUGAACGGUAUUGAAACAAUGGAAAAUAUGGCGAAAGAGCCGAGCAUUGCUGUGAAACCUGGAACUUCGGGUGCUUUGAUAGAAAUAGGUCGUAUGUCUGAUGAGCGAGGCAACAUUGACGAAAGUUUUGACAGUGUGGAAAAUCACGAAAGGGCGAUCGUCGCGGUAAAUAAUGACGUUUUGGUUGCUGUAGCAGCAAACGAGAAAACUAAGACAAAUUCCGAGCAAGGUGUUAUUAGCGAGAGCUUUGAAAACGCAGAAAAUCUUGACAAGAACAUCAUCGCUGGAAACAGUGGUGCUGCAGUUACUGUAGAAGCCAUUGAAAGAAGACAAACAUUUCCUGAACAAGGUGGUAUUAGCGAGAGGCGUGCACCGCACGAGGAUGUUGUAGACAUGGGUAAUUCGGUCAACGAGCCGACAUUAAUCGCUUGGACAGAAGUUGCCGAUCAGUCGGCGCUGAUCACGGGAAAUGAAAAGUGAUAGACAAAAGAAAAAAGCAAAUUCGGAAAGCCAAAGAGUCGAAACGUCUCGUAGUUUUACGGCGGGUAAUUGAACAUCGUAUACAUGUGUAUAUUUCGUGUAGUGUUUUGUCCUAGGUAAGAUUUAAAUUGAAAAGGAAAAAAGGGGAAAAAGCGAGCAUGUAAAUGAAAAAAACUUGUCGCUUUUUAUACCUACAAUUGUGAAUGUUUAAAGUUUCUCAUUUCAGUCGAAUGCCCAGAAACAAAAGUGGAAACAUGAAAAUUAUAUGAUAUGCACCCUCAUGUUGUCAUGUUCUUGAAGAUGAUCCUCAGGCAGAACAAAAUAUUUUCAAUCGCCAUGCCUACCAAUUAGCUUUACAUAAAAAAAUUCGAUCGUUUUUAAUAAUUCGUCAGUGUGUGAUUACAGGAACAUCAACCGAACGCUUAAAAAAAAAUAGUUUACAUGCAGCAAGCACAGAUGAAAUCAUGUUUUGAUUCGCGAUUAUCCUCAUCGUUGAUAAAAAAAAGUAUUCAGUAACUGAUUCUGCGUGUGGCAUUACCGACAUUAGCUUCUGUUUCUCUCUCUUUUUAACGCAAAUUUUAUCACGGCAUGAGAAAUGGACAUGCACUCAAGUUUAGCUCCAUAGCAAAGCGUUGUUCUGCUUUCUAUGUCGUUUUCGCGUUUUAUUUCGAAAAGUGUGUACAAUUUAUGUCAUUUCCUUCACGGCGAGAAUGCAUAUUACGUAAUUUCCAAAGCAACCUCUUAAAACAUGUCUCAAAAACUGUUAUUUUUACUUUCGAUUUGCAACUUUGUUCAUCGCUCUAGUUUAUGAAUGUUUACUUUGGGGUGAAA